Molecule: messenger RNA, 2850 nt
Organism: Ostrea edulis (European flat oyster)
Lineage: Eukaryota; Metazoa; Mollusca; Bivalvia; Ostreida; Ostreidae
Product: poly [ADP-ribose] polymerase tankyrase-2-like
Exons: 2
Coding region: 1343-2476 (377 amino acids)
Biological process (GO): intracellular signal transduction
Molecular function (GO): protein binding
Source: RefSeq, a predicted model, not a curated record
UUGUAUUUUUAACAUCCUAAAAACAAUUUCCUUUAUAUAUUUUUUGAUGAAUAUUUUAUAAUUCGUUAUUUAUAUAUUCCUGGAUAUUCUCGUGUCGCAUACUGCACCCGAGUAUAUACAUGUUCAGUUUGUCAUUAGCUACAAAGCUUUAACUCUCGUGGGGAAAAUUGGGGAUAUACCAGAGGUCAUAUCGGUAUUUCAGUUUUUGUUUAGAGAGAGAGAUAUAGUGUGUCACCCACUACGUUCCAUUCAUUUUCAUUCCAGAUUUAAAAAGUUACUCAAAUUCUUCCUAAAAUUUCAAAACAUAUAUCGAUAGCGGUACUAGGAGAGAUAUACUUAGCAAUACAUGCAUCCAUUGUGAAUCCAGCACACGUAAUGUUCAGGUGUUAGAAGAUGUGUUAUCUCAAUCUGUUACUUGUGAACAUCAUUUUACAUGCAUUUGUACUUAUUACAUAUGUCACGAACAAUUAACACUCUGCGUCGAACAGUGCUAUAUCCAUGUACAAGUUCUUGCCAUUUACCUACAAGAUGUGUGCGGGGCUUUCCUGAACAAAUGUCGCUAACACGACUUUCAUUUACGCCCUCACGUUGUUUCUGUUCUUUAAUCAAACGUUGCAGAUUUAAAAAAAAAAAAAAAAAAAAAAAAACCAACCCGCUCAAUCUGUUCGUUUUGCCAUUGAUUCCAAACAGAACAGCUGUACAACGUCUAAUUUUGACCAGAAACGGUAGUUACACACAUCGAACAACACGUGUACAUACAUACUGAUGUUCAAUCAUCUUGCAAAUAACCACAAAGGAAAUUAAGUGUAAUGACAUUAGAUUAUAUUAUAGAAACCUUUAACCAGACAUAAUUUUGACCGUUUGACCUUCAAUGUUACUGAUAAAAAUAAAUAUUUUUAUCAGCAAUCGCUACCGAUACACGCGCAAUUCUGCUACACAGGAGCUUCCUAUAUGAUAUUUGUGUUUAUGUUUGGCACGCAUCCGACGUCUGCUCGCAGGAGCAAGAUCAGAAACUGAAUGGAACGAGAUGGCAUCAGAUAGGGCCGCUUAACUACUUAUGUUUUUUGGCAAUCAAACUCAUACUAUAAUUUCCUCACAACAAACUUUUACAUGCGCAUGAGCAAAUUUUGUCUUGUGUAUUUUUGUGCUUAUGGUCCUGAGGGAAACAAAGAGGGAAGAGGGUAAGUGAAAAGUACAAUGGUGGAAUAGCCAUGAGAGAGGAGUAGAUACUGCGAAUGGGAACGAAGUCAUCAGGAAAUUUGUGCAAGACUCCUCUCCCAGAAGUAGACCAAGGAACGAUCGACUAUUGUCCAUUCUCGAAUGAAAGAUCGAGACAUUUUAUAUGAAUAUAAUGCCCAACAAGAUCAUUAUGGAAGAUGACUAUUUUCUGCUGGAGUCCGUUAAAUCCGGUAAAGAAAAACAGGUUCGGUCCAUUUUAUCCAGUGGGAAUUAUAGGAAUGAGGCCUUCGUUGAUGGGUUUGGCCGUACGGCGCUCCACUGGGCAGCCGAGUACGGCUACACAAAUAUUGUGUACUUACUGGUGGAAAACAAGUGGGAUUAUAACGCCACAGACAACAAAUCACAGUCCCCGUUACACAUAGCUUGUAACCACUACGGCAGUGACAUUGCGUCAUACCUGAUCACGUGUGGAUGUGACGUCAACGUUUUGGACAAUGUCGGAAACAGCCCAUUACAAAGGGCAAUUCACACAAAUUUGGAAGACGUCGUUUAUCUUAUAUGUGAACGUGGGGCUAAUAUAAACUCCAAAACCAAAAAUGACUGGACAGCUCUUCAUGAAGCAAUACGGGUUGGAAAUGAGAAUAUCGUGCGUCGAUUGAUCAAAGGUGGCGCUGAUGUCAACGCCGUCACCCAGUACAAAGCAACACCGUUUUCUACAGCGAUUUUCUACUACCGUAUAUCUCAGAGACAUGCAUACAGCUGUCUGGACUCCAUUGCUAAAAUGUUGGUGGACAACGGUAGUCGACUAAGCCAAUGUGACGGUCAGUGGUCUCCGUUAAUGUCUUCUAUAUCUCUUGGAAACAGUUACAUCGCGGGAUUACUGUUAUAUAAUGGCUGCCAGAUUCCUGACCAGGAUCAGUACGGACGAUCUCCCCUCGUCGACGCUUUCACAAGGUGUGACCCAACUGUUGUUAAGUUGAUGGUCUUAUGUGGGUACCAGUUAACCAUUGAUGAAGUGGAACAGUGCAAUAGACGUAUUCCUACAUUCUCGAGGUCUUUCAGACGUUUAGCUUUCUCAGGGAUAGAUACCUCAACAAAUGGCGUCCAGAUGAUGACAUGGCUAAGGAACCGUGCCCACAACCCAACCCCACUUUCAGAUAUCUGUAGAUUCAGUAUUCGACAAUCGCUCAACAAAGGUUCAAGAGACAGCUCGAUUUUAAAGAAUAUCAGAAAGCUUAUCCUUCCAACUUGUUUGAAAGAGUAUAUUGCCUUAGAUGAAUUCAGUCAUGUCUGUUAAAUGUUUGAUAGGACCAAGUGGAGUGAACGUGACGCGGACUGUAAGGAAACCAUGUACGUUUUAGUACAUGAGUGUGUAUACAAUGGUGCUGCUUACAGGUCAGUGUAACGAAUAUUUACAGGCAUCGUGCGAGUUUUGUGUUGAUGUUCAGUAUAUGUGUAUUUAGUUGUAAGUUUGCUCACCAUUUCGUGUUCCACUCAGAUUUUACAAUCUCUAAAAUAAGGGAUCUCAUCGCAACUCAUGGAAAUCCAGCGUUCAAUCAAACUUUCAAGACUUACACCCGUUGUACGUGGUGUCGAUGUCCAUGCUUUUAUAGAUUAGCAGCAUUUAUUUAUUUAGUCAUUUAUUUUUCAGAAUAAAGUGAAGGAAAGUUA